AACAGAGGCUAUUAUUUGGUACACCCAACUGGGUGUCCUCAGGAGAUUAAGGUUCACAGAUCAAACACCAGAGUGCGACAAUGUUGGCAAGAUGAAAAAUGGCACUUGAUCGGAAAGGGAUCUGGUACGUGUGCAAAACCUGACCAGCUUUCUGCUCAAAAACCUUGUAAAAAGGUGAGCCUGGUCUUAAGUGCUAGGAAUGGUUGUCAUGUUAGAGACGGAGAUUUAGCUGCUCAGGGAAACAUUAAAAGGCAGAAGUCUCAUUCUAGCUCUUUGAUGUCGCUGAAAAGGGUGUCAGACGAAUCAUCUAGAAACAUUCAGGAGGUAGUGGCAGCUGAGAGAGGUUUUAAGAGACAAAGAAUAGUUCCGGCUUCCUUAGGGGGCAAGACCCAUGUUAUUGCCAAGUGCAAAGGAAAUAUCAUGGAUGAAAAGUAUGUGGGUGCUUCGUUUAACAACUGGUCUGAUGAAUAUUACGGAUUGAAGCCUACAAAAAGAAGUGGUGCCAAUGGCUAUUCCGCUGCCAGAAUUGGAGAAUCUAAUGAUUCUGAUAGUGAUGCAUGCUCAGUUGGUAGUUGUAGUAUUUAUCAUGAGAGUCCUGAUAAAAUUUGUAGCUUUUCAGCCGAAGUUCAUUGUCAAGUACCUGAUCUUCUGUGCAGUGAUGCAGAGUCUUUUCAAGGUUCAGCAGAAGCACAUGAGGAGGAAAGCUGCCGUCUUUCUUCGGAGGACAAUGUUGCAGCAAGUAUUCAUGAGCUGGAGUUGCAUGCUUAUCGCUGCACAUUGGAGGCAUUGUAUGCUUCUGGUCCCUUGAGUUGGGAUCAAGAAGCAUUACUAACAAAUCUACGCAUCGCACUCCAUAUCUCAAAUGACGAACAUUUGACGGAGCUCAGGACUUUAAUUUCUGCUGGAACUGGUAUUCAUGUCAGUUGAUAAUUAAUUUCUCCAUUUUGGCUUUCUUUUUUAUGGUAGGACCACAUCCAUGUUUUGACUUGAGUAGCAUUGUAAAAGCAUGAAAAUAGGUGACACACUUGUUAAUUCUCUCUUGGUCGUUAACCUCCACCAUUAUAGACAGUUGGCCAAAUUUGUAACUAUGUUAUCUUGCCAUAUAUAUUCUUGGAAAGAAAUUGACUCAA
Molecule: messenger RNA, 1130 nt
Organism: Nicotiana tabacum (common tobacco)
Lineage: Eukaryota; Viridiplantae; Streptophyta; Magnoliopsida; Solanales; Solanaceae
Source: RefSeq, a predicted model, not a curated record